Molecule: messenger RNA, 1107 nt
Organism: Stegodyphus dumicola
Lineage: Eukaryota; Metazoa; Arthropoda; Arachnida; Araneae; Eresidae
Source: RefSeq, a predicted model, not a curated record
UUUUCGUUGUGUAACUUAAUAGUCCCCUUGCAUCAUCGGUAUGAGGCCGUUGGCUUUGACGUUACUGUGUGGUUUCCUCUCUUUAAUUAGUGGUGAGGACUGUAUCCCAGAAAUCUUGAAAUGUUCCCCCUUAAGAGUUUCUUUAAGCACUUAUAAAGACUUAGCAGAAACAGAGGACGAUCUCCACGAAAUAUGCAAUGCUCAACUGGCAUUCAUACAGUGUGUUACUCAAGCUGCGGAAACAUGCAACAGAGAGUUAUCCACGGCAUUGGAGCUAAGUGUGAUUAACAACAGAGUAUUUUUGCAAGAGCUUUGUGUGCCUAGAUCAAGUUGGUGGAGACGAUAUCUAGAUAAUUCACCGUGUAUUAAUCGACAAAACUUUAGUUCCUGUUUUGCUUCAGAUUCUAUCGGCUCUCUUGGGAAUACGCAACAGCUUCCACUUAGAUGCACAGUCCGCGAUGAAGUAACUACUUGUAUCUCGAAUAUAACUUUGGAAAACUGUGAUGGCUUAGCUGCGGUCAUAUUCAUGCGUCUCCUGGCUUUGGCUACAGACGACGAUUUCAUAUGUUCGACUAUUGGUGAUCAAUCUAAACUGAACACUUACUACGAAACGCAAGGUGCUGAGAACAUGGCUGUAGCUGGGUAUUUCUCCCAAAAUAGACUGGGUCUAGUUGCACAAUUUGACUUAAAUACAGAAUCAUCAGCCACUGAACUGCCGUUGAAGAAUCUAGAUUUAAAAGAUAUUGAAGAUUCAGACAGCCCUGUCUUCUACGGGCCAGUACCAGGAAAGAUAACUGACGAAGAUAUCGAUAAUUUUCUACAUAUCGAGCAUCAUGUUUCGGAAGAAACUAAGACAUUCAGUGAAUGCAUUGGUGACGAUGAAACUCAAUGCGAAGCCUAUUUGCCUGACCUAGCAGCUCUGCCUAAUUUAGAUGUUGUCGUGUCGUAGACGCUCCUAUAGAAAGCAAGUCUGAAUGAUUUAUGAGGUAUUGACUAGGUGGUGUAAAAAUUUUUAAAUGCUUCGUAUUUAAGUGUGUUCCCUACUGAACUAAAAUCCUUAAUGUUAAGUCUUUUGUAAAACUGUACUAAUAAACAAUUAGCAGUUUC